AUGGGCACCGCGGGAGGAGGGAGGGCAGCGCGGGCGCUCCGGCUUCUGCUUCUGCUAGUGCUGGCGCUGGCAGCUGUCGAGUACCUGUUCGGCUCCAUCCUGGACGCAUCACCUCUCAGGACCUAUCUGUAUGCACCGAUGCACAACGUCACGCCGACUAUCAAAAACGAUAAACUGAUUAUGACUAAAAAACUUCUGAUACAAGGAACGGAAUCAAUAACAAACUACACUCACACAAACAGUUCAAAUAAGAAUCCAGCCAAGGAAACAUUUAAUAUGACGAAACCCAAUCUAACUGACGACACCAGCACGCCGCUCUUAAUCACCAAGAUCAUGGAAAGCAUAAAGAAUUUGGUGACCACAGAAGAAGACUUCAGAGAUGAGCCAUCGUUACCGCUGUGUGAUGAAAUGCCGCCAGAUCUAGGUCCCAUAUCUGUGAACAAGACUGAGAUUGAAUUAGAUUGGGUGGAGAAGAAGUACCCCGAGGUCAGGACUGGUGGAAUAUAUUCUUCCUCCAACUGCACAGCACGACAUAGAGUUGCUAUCAUAGUACCCUACAGAGACCGUCAACAGCAUCUAGCGAUAUUCCUGAACCACAUGCAUCCGUUCCUGAUGAAACAGCAGAUAGAAUAUGGAAUAUAUAUAAUUGAACAGGAAGGUACAAGUGAAUUCAAUCGCGCGAAGCUGAUGAACGUAGGUUUCGUUGAGAGUCAAAGACAGAGGUCGUGGCAGUGCUUCAUCUUCCACGACAUAGACCUGCUGCCUUUAGACUCUCGCAACAUGUACACUUGUCCCAAACAACCGCGACACAUGUCCGCCUCUAUAGACAAACUCAACUUUAGGUUACCAUAUGAAGAUAUCUUCGGAGGCGUUUCAGCCAUGACGCUGGAACAGUUCACGAAAGUGAACGGCUUCUCCAACAAGUAUUGGGGCUGGGGUGGCGAAGAUGACGAUAUGUUUUAUAGAUUGAAAAAAAUGAAUUACCACAUAGCGAGGUAUAAAAUGUCAAUUGCAAGAUACGCCAUGUUAGAUCAUAAGAAAUCAGCACCUAAUCCUAAGAGAUAUCAACUGUUAUCACAGACGAGCAAAACAUUCCAGAAGGACGGUCUAUCGACGCUGGAAUACGAAAUAAUCAAAGUGACGGCCAACCAUUUGUACACGCACAUACUAGUUAAUAUAGACGAGCGUAGCUGA
This is a messenger RNA of Danaus chrysippus (African queen), 1194 nucleotides long. The record is from the annotation of a GenBank genome assembly. NCBI's taxonomy places the organism in Eukaryota, Metazoa, Arthropoda, Insecta, Lepidoptera, Nymphalidae.